Messenger RNA from Adineta ricciae, 552 nucleotides. NCBI's taxonomy places the organism in Eukaryota, Metazoa, Rotifera, Eurotatoria, Adinetida, Adinetidae. The record is from the annotation of a GenBank genome assembly.
AUGGUUGCAGCAAGAUUCGCUUGGCUUUUAUACUGGCUCGGUUACAGUCAGAUCAAAAUUCUGAUCGGGAGAACUCAUAUUCCAUUUGAAAUGUCUCCAUCUGGAUCGAUCCGUCUACCAACAUAUUCCCGAAGACCACAGGCUGUGAUAACUUGUGACGAAUUAAUUAGCCAAUUCUCCUGUUCAACAACGAAAUUUAUUGACGUACGGACAUAUCGAGAAUAUUCCGGAGAAAUUACCGAUUAUUCAUACAUCAAAACGGCUGGACGUAUUCCACAUUUUGAGUUCGAUCUACUCGAUGGAAUUUAUGGAGAAAUCGAUGGCAAUUUAACGUGGCAAGAAUUGCAAGAGUAUCUCGAAUUGAUGCGACAAAGGUGUCCAAACUAUCGACAACACAAACGAUUGAUCUACAUGUGUGGAACCGGUUGGCGAGCAAGUUUGGCCGUUCUCUUUGCUGAUGAAUUAAAUCUCGCUGAAACUCUCACUGUUCUCGAUUCCGGUUGGUAUGAAUGGUCAGAACGUUUUCGGAACUCGAGUGGUGCUCCUCCAUGA